AGCUGAUGAAGCAGGCCAGAUGUGGUGUCCCUGACGUCGGGGAGUACAAUCACUUCCCUCGUCACCUCAAAUGGCAAAACAACAAUGUCACAUUCAGGAUAGUGAAUUAUACGCCAGAUCUGAAGAAGUCUGAUGUAGACAGAGCCAUCCGCCAUGCACUGAACGUUUGGUCUGAUGUCACCCCUCUUAUCUUUAAGAAGCUGUAUAAAGGCACUGCUGACAUUAUGAUCAGUUUUGGAGAAAAAGAGCAUGGAGAUUAUAACCCUUUUGAUGGGCCUAAUGGAUUGCUCGCUCAUGCCUACCCACCCGGCCAAGGUCUUGGAGGAGACACUCACUUUGAUGAGGAUGAACAUUGGACAAAAGAUUCAUCAGCUUACAACCUGUUUAUAGUGGCGGCCCAUGAGUUGGGCCACGCCCUUGGUAUGUCCCACUCGGCAGACGCCGGCGCCCUGAUGUACCCCAUCUACUCAUACACUACAGGCUACCCGCUGGCUGAGGAUGACAUUGAAGGCAUUCAAGCUCUCUAUGGCCCAAACCCAAACCCAAGAAAAGUGAAGCCAAAGCCUGAUGCACCAAACAAAUGUGACCCCAUGCUCAGUUUUGAUGCUGUGACCGAGCUUAGAGGGGAAACGAUCAUCUUCAAAGACAGAUUCUACUGGCGUCUCCAUCCUCAGAUGCCGGAGCCUGAGCAAACACUAAUCAAGUCCACGUGGCCCACCAUCCCCAACAAGGUGGAUGCAGCGUACGAGAAUCCAGAGAAGGAUCUUGUUAUCAUAUUUAGUGGGAUUCAGAUGUGGGCUUUGAAUGGAUAUAACCUUGUGAAUGGUUACCCAAAGUACAUACACAAACUUGGUCUUCCCAAGAAAAUAAGAAAAAUAGAUGCAGCCGUGCACAUUGGAGACACAGGGAAAACUCUUCUCUUCACUGAUGAGGAUUAUUGGAGCUAUGAUGAAGCAACAGGCACCAUGGACAGCGGCUACCCACGAUCCAUUGAGGAAGAUUUUCCUGGGAUGGCUGACGAGGUCGACGCAGCUUCUUAUCACCAUGGACUCUUGUAUUUCUUCCAUGAACACAUACAGUAUGAGUACAGUUACAACUACAGGAAGGUCAUUCGCAUCAUGAGGACCAACUCCUUUCUUAACUGCUGAUGAGCUGGUCUGCAAACGACAGUGAUGGCAUGAAAAAAAUGUUGCAUCAUGGGACAAAACACAUUUUCACAAUAAACAAAAUACUCAAAUGUUAACCAUGGAACAUAGGAAGAUGCAGUUUAUUGAAUAAGCAGGGAAAUGGAGACCUGCAGGGUUGACCUGAUACAGUCAAAGUUUAUUUUUUACUAGUGCUGGA
Messenger RNA from Etheostoma spectabile (orangethroat darter), 1344 nucleotides. It is a transcript of the gene mmp13b, whose product is annotated as matrix metallopeptidase 13b. Gene Ontology annotation, biological process: collagen catabolic process; extracellular matrix organization; proteolysis. Gene Ontology annotation, cellular component: extracellular matrix. Gene Ontology annotation, molecular function: metalloendopeptidase activity; zinc ion binding. NCBI's taxonomy places the organism in Eukaryota, Metazoa, Chordata, Actinopteri, Perciformes, Percidae. The record is from RefSeq and is a predicted model, not a curated record.